Molecule: messenger RNA, 2082 nt
Organism: Tetrahymena thermophila SB210
Lineage: Eukaryota; Ciliophora; Oligohymenophorea; Hymenostomatida; Tetrahymenidae
Product: zinc finger, C3HC4 type (RING finger) protein
Exons: 9
Biological process (GO): positive regulation of transcription by RNA polymerase II
Molecular function (GO): transcription cis-regulatory region binding; metal ion binding
Source: RefSeq, a predicted model, not a curated record
UAAAUUAGCAUUAAUUUUUAUAGUUCAAAUCUCCUUAAAAUGCAAAAGCAAUCAUCUUCAAGCAGCAACGCAAAUGGCAAUGCUACAGAAAAGAAAUCUUCUAACAAUAACAAGAAAUUACAAUAAAUUGACAAGUAGUUUUAUAGCGAGUUUUUGAGUUUUCAGUAUGAUAAAGAAGACGAUGAAGAAUAUACCUUAUCCUAUCGUCCGAAGAUAAAAUCCAAAAGAUUUCAAAAGUAAGAAAGGGAAUAAAGAGAAGGAUUAUAUAUACGUGCCAAAUUUAGAUUCAUUACUAGCUAGGAUCAGGUUAGUGAUACUUCAAUUUACUCUCCUUUGAAGCAACUAAGUUGGGAGAAGAUUAUUUAGGUCAUAUUUCCAACUCAAAAAGGUGAAAUAACUUGCCCAAUUUGCAUGAAUGAUUAGCAUUAAAUCAUAGCUCCUUAGAUUACUCCAUGUGGUCACAUUUAUUGCUAUUAUUGCUACUUAAGGCAUGAUGAUAUAUCCGAUACUAAGAAUUAUUGUCCCUUGUGUGGUGAAUUUGCUCCGAAUUGUGAUUUAAAGAGCGCCAAAAUUGUUGAAUAUGAAACUUGUAAGGAUCAAAUAAGCUUUUAGCUUCUAAUGAGAUAAGAAAAUGAGUAGAUAGUAUACAGAGCAGAUACACUCAGUGAAGAUCCAUAAUUCUCUAAAAUAAUGAUAGCAAAACCAUAAUAUAUUGUAAAUGACAUUUUGAAGAAGGAAAGAGAUGAAUUAAAUAAUUUCUUGCUUGAAUGUAUUUCAUCAUAAGAAACUUGGAACAUUCCUUACAUUGAAUAGGCACUUAAAAUCAAUUAACAAAAAUCAGAAAAAUAUGAAAAGCUAAUUCUUCAAGAGGAAUAACAACGUGUUUACGAUUAGGUAAAAUUAAAGAAGAAAUCCUCGAAGCAACAAUCCAAUGAAAGUUCUGGUCAAUAAUAAUAAUCUUCUGAUGAGACUAAUUUCUUUUUUAAAUAGUUAACACAAUAGCAAAUAAAAAAAUCUUAAAUUCACUACUUCUACUAAGAAAAGAAUGGGCAAUUAAUUUUUCUAAACCCAAUAAAUAACAAGUAUCUAUUUGAAGAAUUUAAUAAAGAAAAUAAACUUCCUUUGCAUGAAAUCACAACAAAAUUAAUUUCAUUAUAAAAUUCUUGUGCUGAUUAAAACCUCUUGAAAAGAUAUCCAUAUCUUAAGCACUUGCCUCCUUAUUCUGAUAUUCUCUUAGCUGAGGUAGAUAUGAAUGGACUUAUUAACCCUGAAAAUGUUAAAAAGAAUGACGCUGAGCUCGCUGCUAUUCAUCAAAAAGUAAAAGAAAAAGAAGAAAGAGAGUUGAAAAAAAUGUAAAAGAAUCGUAAAAUGUCUGACAAUCCCUAUGGAUAAUUUUAUGAUAGAGAAUAAUACCUAUAAUAUGGUUUAAUCACUUUCCCACCUUAGAAAAUGCCAACAGAAGAAAAACACUAUCCAACAUUGCAAUAAUCAUAAAGUUUACCCUAAUAAAUUUAAGUAGAUGAAGAAUAGAAGUAAUAAAUUGAAAAAAGUAGAAAGAAAGAGGAUUUUGAAGAUGGAGAAGAUGAUUAUGUAAUAAUGUCCAAAAACGGACAGCUGCCAACUAACUAUGUUGAUAAAUAAAGCAGAUAAAAAAUAAAAUAAAUGCAAAAUGAAACCUAUUUUCCUUCUCUUGGAGGCUUGUAAAGUAUUCCAGAAAAAACAUAAUAAAGUAAAAAGAAAAGUAGUUCAGAAAUUCAUGUAGAUAAUAAUAAAGUUAAUAGUGAAUUAGUUAAUUAAUAAACAUAAAAUCAAGAAUAAAUAAAUGAAAUUAACAACUAAGAAAUUAAUAUAUAGCUUUAAAAAUAAAAUGAGCUAAAGUAAGUAAUUGUAGAUGAGAAAAAUAAUGUAAUAAUUGAUGGAGAUUAAAUUUACGAUUAGUGGAAUCAAGAAUAAAUAUUACAAAAUGCUAAAUAAAAAUCUACAAAUAAUCAGGAUACUACAGCUGAAGGUAAUAAGAAGCAUGGAAACAAAAAUAAAAAGUAAAAUAAAAAAGUUGUCAUUGAUGGAAAUUUUUUCUUUUGA